Messenger RNA from Lentinula edodes (shiitake mushroom), 393 nucleotides. RefSeq lists its product as uncharacterized. Bases 1 to 393 code for a protein of 130 amino acids. The transcript has 3 exons. The record is from RefSeq and is a predicted model, not a curated record. Lineage: Eukaryota; Fungi; Basidiomycota; Agaricomycetes; Agaricales; Omphalotaceae.
AUGAGUAUCGCGAUCUCCCGCCUCGCAGAGGCAAAGCAAAUCUCUUGCUCUCGCUUCGUUGUACUGCAAUCUUUUGAUAACGUGAAGUUUAUCGUAGACAAGGAGGAACUCGAAGUCGAUACCAGUGGAUUUCCACCUGCUACUACUCCAUCCUACAUCGGGGAGGUGUCUUCUCUUCCCGAACGCUCUCACGUCCUGAACAUCCUUUUCCAAUAUGUCGGCACUCAGAGUCAUCAACCUGUGCUGGAUCAAAUCGAAUUUGCGCUGAUAUUAAAGGUCGCCGAAGCCGCGGAAAAGUAUGAGGUGCAUAAAGCAAUUGCCGCCGUUCAAUUCGAACUUAGAAACCCUUAUGAAGCGGUGUCCUCGUCUAUUUAUGAAAUGGGUGCAUCUUGA